Messenger RNA from Girardinichthys multiradiatus, 2046 nucleotides. RefSeq names its product B-cell receptor CD22-like. The record is from RefSeq and is a predicted model, not a curated record. The transcript is spliced from 7 exons. Lineage: Eukaryota; Metazoa; Chordata; Actinopteri; Cyprinodontiformes; Goodeidae. The coding region runs from base 16 to 1350 and encodes 444 amino acids.
AAAAGGAAGAGCCUGAUGGCAGCUCUGUCUGAGAACGUGUUGACAGUCAACAUGUUACUGAUUGUCUUCUUUCUUCCAGGUGUUUCGACUGGUUCCUGUAAUGGUACAACACCAGCCCUCUUAAUUACUGCACCACGGGAGAUUGAAGCACUGAGUGGAACUUGUUUGCAAAUCUCAUGUAGCUUUAAUACAAAUGAAACAUUUGACAGCAGCAGAAGAAUCAGUGGAGUUUGGAUGAAACAUAAUUUAGAUUUUAAAUCCAAUCCAAGCCUUGUCAUUUUCAACAGCAGUAGGUCAGUUAACACCUAUUCACUGAAUAUUACUGGAAAACUUAGAGAGAAAAACUGCACCACUCUGUUUCCUGAUUUAAACACAAGUUACACGGACAGAUACUUCUUCAGAAUUGAGAACGAACCUUUCAGAGCAACAGCUUGUAGGAAUCCAAUUCAGAUAAAUGUGAAAGAUUCUCCUUGGAGUCCCAGCAUUAAGAUCUCUGGUGGUGAUCUGAAGGAGCAUCAGUCUGUCACUAUAACCUGCUCAGCUUUGACUCCCUGUCCACACUCACCUCCUGAACUCACCUGGAAUCUCCAACAAGACUCUCACAGACAAACAGAGAAAAACACAGAUGGAACCUUUACAACUAAAAUCCAGGAGAACAUCACUCUGUCAGACACACAUGAUGGAUACAACAUCAGAUGUUCUGCCAGAUAUCCUGUGAAUGGAGGAAACAAGACAGCAGAGACAGCAGUGACUCUCAGUGUUUCAUAUGCUCCUAGAAACACCUCAGCAUCCAUCAGUCCAUCAGGUUUGGUGUCAGCAGGUAGCUGGGUGGAGCUGAACUGCUCCAGCAGAGCCAAGCCUCCUGCCAGCUUCACCUGGUUCAUGAACAGCAAACAUGGAGCCAUUAAUGUAUCUGUGGGGCAGGUUUACAGCUUCAGUGUUACUGAGGGAGGAGAGUUUUAUUGUGUGGCUACAAAUGAUCUGGGUAAUGAGACGUCAUCAGAGAUCCUUCUCAGUAUUGAAGCAGACAGCCCUGUAUACUGGCAGGCUAUUUUAGGGGGAAAAAUCGGGCUCAUCUGCCUGACUGUUGUUUGUGUUUGGAUCUUUAAGUCCAAACAUCCAACUCCUCAACAGACUCAGACUCAAACAAGUGAGAAUAUUUCUGUUCAAAUACCAGCCAAUGAAAAAGAGCAAGAACUUCAUUAUGGAGACGUGAACUUCCUUCAGAGGAGACCAGAAGCUUUCACCCUCCCAGCACAGCACAGUGGACAGCAGGAGAUGGUGUACUCUCAGAUUAAGGUGUCUGCUGCCCCUCCAGAGGAUCUCUACGCUCAAGUGAAGAAAACAUAAUUUCUGUUCUGUCAUCAGAAUUUUUCUUUUUAGUUACAGGAGAUUUUGGCUCAGGCUGAAUCUGUUGUUGAUUCAAAAAAAGGAAGUUCUUAGCCCGCAGGACUCAUGAUUUUAUCACAACCAUCAUCAUUUUAUCAUCUCUGUUUGGACCUUAAACUGCUGUUAUAUAAACUCAGGAAAGAUGUGGAGCGGAUUCAUAUUAUUGAUUACAAUGGAUGAUUUAGUCCUGCUUCUUCUUAGUUUGAUGACAAGGACAUUUAGCUUUGCUUAGACCCAAAUCAAGUAGCGAAGCUUUGCAUCCUUCAUUUCUUUUCUAAAAAAUCUUUAGAAUUUGAAUCCACAACUUAUUAGUUGUAAUACAUAUAUUUGUAUUGUUAUUUCCAAGAGUUUUUCUUAUAUUUCAUUUUAGGUCUUUUUGGCAAACUUUCAUUUUAAAUAUAUCAGACUCCUUGUUUCAUUUUUGUCUUUAGGUUUUGGAGCAUUUCAGUGUUUUGUUCAGACAUGAUAAACAUCUGAUGUUCUGUGUUUUUCACAUCAGUAUUACAUGACGUAAUAUUUGUAACCAGAGCUCAGGGAUGUUUCUGCUUCCUCACACAGGAAACUGUUUUUUCUUGAUAAUUAUAAAUUCGCAGCUUAUAUAGAGAUAUAUUGUGUUCUUGUUUUAAACGGGAAAUAAUAAUAAAAAACUUGGAUUUA